Messenger RNA from Microcebus murinus (gray mouse lemur), 2462 nucleotides. The record is from RefSeq and is a predicted model, not a curated record. Lineage: Eukaryota; Metazoa; Chordata; Mammalia; Primates; Cheirogaleidae.
UGUGGGGGCUGACUGGAAGUAGACAUCGGGGAGACGGGAGGUUCCCGGGUAGCAAUUCGGCGACAUUUGGAUGGGACCUGGGAGAAUGUGGGACACCUGGGGGGAAGACGGAGAUGCGCAUUUGGGGGACUUGGGAAGGAAGGAGAAGGCUGGGGCAUAUGGAUGGGACUUGAAGGAGACCUUUGGGGACUCAGGGAUACCCAGGGGAAACUUCUGGAUGGGGGACGGUGAAGAUCUGAGGGCUUUGUUAGAGAGGAGCUUGAAUUAUCUCAUUGGAGGGGAGAGUAGGGGGACUGGGGAACUAGGGUGUUUGGUUUGUCUAAGGAAUUGGCGAAAGAGCUGGCGGAAAAAUGGAAGGACUUGAGGGAAUCAGAUGCAGAAGAGGUGAAGGGAACAGGUGCUUGGAUUGUUCGUGAAGUUUGGGGACCUUGGAAGAGGUUUGGGAUCAGACCCCAGCACUCCGAGGAGAAGAACCCAGCGGUCCCAGGGGAAGAGCCCGGUUCCCUCUCCCAGCAUCUGUUUCUCUUAUGUUCAAGCUCUAAGAGCCCCAGCCCUGCGCUCUGCCUCCUUGGCGGUGGGCAGCUCCUGCCAAGCCUUGCCUGCUGGCCGUCGGAAAAGUGAGCGGGGGAGAAGAGACUGGCAAAAAAGCCCUUUUCUUGGCUUGCCUGUCCUCUCUUUGGGAAGCGCUGGGCGGGUGACCCUCAUUGGUGGCUGACUUGUGGUUCAGAACAUUGGUGAAGCAGUCUUUGUCAUUUUCACAUUACUCCGACCAGCUCAGGGUGUGAAAGGUCCUGGGAAGUACUAGACCCCAGGGAUUACAGGGGUUUAUGGAGGCACCCUACCCAGGGCAUAUUCCCCUGGCUUGCGUCUCCUCUGGCUUCCUGAAUAAUCUGCUGAGAUGGACGGAAACUAUUUUUUCAGAGGUUAUUCUGAAUCUCGGCACUGGAAUUGGUAUUCCUGCACUAAACUGCACAGAGAUGAUGGAAAUAGAAAAAUUUCAAAAAGGAGAAAGCAAGGAUGAAGAAAAGUACAUCGACGUGGUGAUUAAUAAGAACAUGAAGCUGGGACAGAAAGUAUUAAUUCCUGUAAAACAGUUCCCUAAGUUCAACUUUGUGGGGAAACUUUUGGGUCCACGUGGCAAUUCUCUGAAGCGUUUACAAGAAGAAACUUUGACAAAAAUGUCCAUCCUUGGAAAAGGUUCCAUGAGAGACAAAGCAAAGGAAGAAGAGUUGAGGAAAAGUGGAGAAGCAAAGUACUUCCACCUUAAUGACGAUCUCCACGUUCUCAUUGAAGUGUUUGCUCCACCUGCAGAAGCUUAUGCUCGGAUGGGACAUGCUUUGGAAGAAAUCAAAAAGUUCCUCAUCCCUGACUAUAAUGAUGAGAUUAGGCAAGCACAGCUUCAAGAAUUAACAUAUUUAAAUGGUGGUUCAGAAAAUGCAGAUGUUCCAGUGGUUCGAGGAAAACCUACCUUGCGUACAAGAGGUGUACCAACGCCAACAAUAACCAGGGGAAGGGGAGGAGUCACAGCCCGGCCGGUUGGAGUUGGUGUCCCACGAGGGACACCAACUCCCAGGGGAGUCCUGUCUACCAGAGGGCCAGUGAGUCGGGGAAGAGGACUUCUCACUCCGAGAGCAAGAGGAGUCCCUCCAACUGGAUACAGACCUCCACCGCCACCCCCAACACAAGAGACCUAUGGAGAAUAUGACUAUGAUGAUGGAUAUGGCACUGCUUAUGAUGAACAGAGUUACGAUUCCUAUGAUAACAGCUAUAGCACUCCAGCCCAAAGUGGUGCUGAUUACUAUGAUUAUGGACAUGGACUCAGUGAGGAGACUUACGAUUCCUACGGACAAGAGGAGUGGACUAACUCCAGACACAAGGCACCUUCAGCAAGAUCAGCAAAGGGCGUCUACAGAGACCAGCCAUAUGGCAGAUACUGAUUGUACUGUCUGAUGUUGUGAAAUAGCCAAUCUCCACCAGUCCUGUAUACUGUUCAAAGUAAUUUUUUUCUAUGAACAAUCCCUUUUUAAAUAAAUCAAAAUGCUUAAAAUCUGAAUGGAUGGAACUUUAAACUACUUUGGUGAAACAUCAACCUGGGCAGAAAAAAAAAAAAAAGACAUGUAAAAUUUUGUUAUUUCCAGUCUGUAUAUGAAAAAAUAGGUCAUCCAAAGGGAAAAAAAAUAACUUUGAUUAACUAGUGUUAAACAAAAAAAUAGGUUUACUAAAUAUGUUAAUCUAUUCUUUUAACAUAAGCCUCACCUUUCAUUUUAAAGGUUUCCAUAGAAUUUAGUUAUUUUAUCUUUCAGCCAUAUGCUAGUUUUUUUCUCUUGCCAACAUGCGUAAAAAGGGAAGCCAAUUACAAGUGCAAAUAAUGUGGUAUUCUUUUGUAACUCAAGUCUUGAAAUGUUCUGUAGUGUUAAGCAAAGUCUCCUCUUGCUUGAUACUAAAUAAACUUUUGAAAGAAA